This is a messenger RNA of Amphibalanus amphitrite, 4887 nucleotides long. RefSeq lists its product as uncharacterized. Lineage: Eukaryota; Metazoa; Arthropoda; Thecostraca; Balanomorpha; Balanidae. Bases 1 to 4887 code for a protein of 1628 amino acids. Gene Ontology annotation, biological process: regulation of DNA-templated transcription; DNA repair; telomere maintenance. Gene Ontology annotation, molecular function: DNA-binding transcription factor activity; DNA helicase activity. The transcript is spliced from 5 exons. The record is from RefSeq and is a predicted model, not a curated record.
AUGCCUGGGCGCGCGGGCCAAGCUGCCCGUGAGCGGAACGCGGCCGCCCAGCGGCGGCGUCGUGAGCGCCUGCGGCAGGCCCAGCGUGAGGCCGAGGCUCUGCGCCUGGCCGCCGAGCGUGCCGCCGAGCGGGGGGAGGCGGCGGCGGACCGUCCCGCCCAGGACGUGGCGGACGGCGCCGUCGAUGACUCUGACGGGGAGCAGGCGGAGGCCGAGCGGGAGGCCGCUCGGGAGAGGCAGCGUCAGCGCCGCGCCGCGAUUGAUGAUGCAGAGCGGGAAGCGGUGCAUCUGCUGAACGUAGAACAGCAGCGUCAGCGUCGUGCCGACCUGCAGGAGGAGGAGCGGGAAGCCGAGCGACAGCGGGACGUAGAACGGCAGCGUCAGCGCCGCGCCGACCUGCCAGAGGAGGAGCGGGAGGCCGAGCGACAGCGGGACGUAGAACGGCAGCGUCAGCGUCGUGCCGACCUGCAGGAGGAGGAGCGGGAGGCCGAGCGACAGCGGGACGUAGAACGGCAGCGUCAGCGUCGUGCCGACCUGCAGGAGGAGGAGCGCGCGGCAAGGCGUGCUGCCGACGCGGCGGCGGCGGCGCGGCGGCGGAGGGCGGCGCGUGAGCGCGGCAACCGGUCCGCCUGCGAUGCCGAGGCAGUGCUAAGUGGCCGGCAGCAGGUCGCUGUCCAGGACUUGGGGCAACGGAACAUCAACUGCGAGCACUGUGGCGCACUGCGCUGGCCGUCGGAGCGCGCCACUCUGUGCUGCCAGGCCGGCAAGGUGCGGCUGGAGCCCGUGCCGGCGCCACCGGCUCUCCUGCGGCGCCUGUGGACGGAGGACGACCUGCUGGCCCGCACUUUCCGAGAGCACUCCCGCCGCUUGAACACGGCGCUCAGUCUCGCCUCAAUGACGACGCGGGAGGUGCGGCCGGCGGACGGUGGCUACGCGCCGUCCGUCGUGAUCCAGGGCCGCCUCUACCACCGGAUCGGCCCGCUGGAGGCUGGCGACGGCCACGAGCCAUCGUUCGCCCAAAUUUAUGUGAACGACCCGGCCUGCGCAGACCCGGCGACGGAGGCGGCCAUGCGGCUCGGCCACGUGCCGCUGCCGCGAGCCACCAGCCCGGCGGUGCGGCAGCGCCUCCUGACACUGCUGGAGGACCUGCAACUCCUGUUACGCGAGGUAAACCCUUACGUGCAGGAUUUCAUCCUGGCCUCCGAGCUGCCCGAGGACCAGGUGGACCAGCAGCAGCUGGUCAUCAGCGCCGAGGCCCGCCCGGCCGACCAGCACCGCCGGCGCUACAACCCUGCCGAGGGGUUCAGGGAGGUGGCCGUGCUCAUCGGCGACGAGCCCGUCCAUCAGGACAUUGUUCUGCGGCGUCGGGCCGGUGCUGACGGCCCGGCGCUGCAGACGAUCAACGAGACCCACCGCGCCUUUGAGGCCCUCCACUACGUCCUCCUGCUGCCCUUCGGCACCGACGGCUGGCAGCCCGGCCUGCGGCACGCGGUGCCCAACGCCCGCGGCGUGUACGGGCAGCUCACGCUGACGCAGUACUACGCGUACCGCCUUCAAGAGCGACCCGGGAUGGACGACACCCUCCUGCGCGGCGCGCGUCUGCUCCAAGAGUACGUCUGCAUGGCGUUCGCGCGCGUCGAGACGCAGCGACUCCUGUGGGCAGCACGCAACCAGCAGGCUAUCCGCGCCGACCUGUAUCAGCGCUUGGAGGACGCGCUUCCGGCGGACGCGCUCGCCGAGCAGCGCGAAGGCGAGCAGCGGCUGGGUCGGCGCAUCAUUCUGCCGGCCAGUUUCACAGGAGGUCCGCGCUUUUACCAGCGCCGCUACAUGGACGCCAUGGCGAUCGUCCGGGCUCUCGGGAGGCCGACAUACUUCAUCACAUUCACGUGCAACCCGGACUGGCCCGAGAUCCGCGCGGCGCUGUUGCCCGGCCAGGACGCCCAGUCGCGGCCAGACCUGGUGGCGCGCGUGUUCGGCCAGAAGCUGCGCGUCCUUCUGGAUGAGCUGACCAAGCGUGGCAUCUUCGGACGAUGCGUGGCUAUCUUGAUGGUCAUCGAAUUCCAGAAGCGCGGGCUGCCCCACAGCCACAUCCUACUGAUAGUCCGUCAGGAGGAUCGGCCGCGGACCGCCGACGACGUCGACGCCGUCAUCUCGGCCGAACUGCCCGACCCGACGCAGUCGGACCAGGCGCGGCGGCUCCACGCCAUCGUCGUGCGGUCGAUGGUGCACCGGCCGUGCAACACCAUGCGGCCAGCCCCGGCCUGCAUCAUAAACGGCCGCUGCGACAAGGGUUUCCCCAAGCCGUACGCGGCCGUCACGGAGUGGCGGGACGAUUGCCCGUACCCCGUGUACCGGCGACGGGCUGCAGCAGACGGGGGACAUGAGACGGCGCGCGACGGCCGGCUCAUCACCAGCCAGUGGGUGGUGCCGCAUUCGCCGUACCUGUCCCUCCGCUUCGACGCGCACGUCAACGUCGAGGUCUGCUGCAGCGUGCAGUCCGUUAAAUACCUCUUCAGGUAUAUAUACAAGGGCCCCGACCGGCAGAUGGUGCGUGCCGACGCCCUGGUCGGCCUUGACGACGAGAUCGCCGCGUACCAAGAUCUCCGCUCGAUUGGCGCCAGCGAAGCCUGCUGGCGCCUAUUCGAGGAGCCCAUCAGCCGCCAGCAGCCGACCGUGGUGACGCUGCAGGUGCACCUGCCCAACCAGCAGCUGGUGUACUUCGAGCCCGGCGGUGAGCAGCAGGCCAUCGAGGCCGCCCGGCGCACCCAGCUCACCGCCUGGCUCGAGUACAACCGCGACUCGGCCGCCACCGACCCCCAGUGCCGGCAGCUGCUCUACCCGGACUUCCCGUCCGGCUACACCUGGCAGGUCGGCCAGAAAGUCUGGCGGAAGAGACGGCAGCAGCAGGCGACGGAGGCCAUCGGCCGGGUGGUGUACCUGUCACCUCGGCACGGCGAGGUAUUCUACCUGCGAGUCCUCCUGCACCAUGUGCCGGGCGCUGCCUCCUUUGAGGAUUUGCGCACGGUCGCUGGCGUGCUGUGCGCCACCUACCGGGAGGCGUGCGCGGUCAGAGGCCUCCUCCUUGAGGACCGCGAGUGGGAGGCCACCAUGCGUGACGCCGCCCACGCGCAGAUGCCCGCCCAGCUGCGACGCCUGUUCGGCGUCAUCCUGCUCUUUUGCACGCCAGCCGCUCCGAUGCAGCUCUUCGAGCGGCACCUGAACGACAUGGCAGAGGAUUUCGCGCGGCGGCACGCCGGUCUGCCGGACGACCUGCAGGCGACGCUGGUGCUGCUGCAGCUGGAGGAGCAGCUCCAGCAGGCCGGCAAGCAGCUGGACGAGUUCGGCCUGCCGGUGCCCACCGCCGAGCAGCGCGCGCUGGCCGCCGACCUGGAGCACGCCGACGCCGAGCGGCGACACCUGCCGCGCCUCAUCCAGGAGGAGAUGGAGCACGACGACGCCGAGCUGCAGGACCAGCUAGCCGCCCAGCUGCCCGUCCUGCUGCCGUCCCAGCGGGACAUCUUUGACCGGGUGCUGGCGGCCGUCGACGAGCACCGACCGCUGGCCGUCUUCGUCGACGCCGCCGGCGGCACCGGCAAGACUUUCCUGUUUAAUAUGCUGCUGGCGGCGGUGCGCGCGCGUGGAAUGGUGGCGCUCGCCGUGGCAUACAGCGGCAUCGCCGCGACGCUGCUGGAAGGUGGGCGCACAUUCCACUCGCGCUUUAAGGCGCCGCUCAACCCCGAGGCCACGUCAACCUGCGCCAUCGCCGCCCAGAGCCCGCUGGCCGAUCUGAUUCGGAGGACGGCCGUUAUCGUCUGCGACGAGGCGCCCAUGGCGCACCGUCACCUGCUUGAGGCGUUCGACAGAACGCUACGCGACGUCACCGGAGAGGACGAGCCGUUCGGCGGCAAGGUGGUCGUCCUCGGCGGUGAUUUCCGUCAGAUACUGCCUGUCAUCAGGCACGGAUCACGCGCCGCGGUGGCUGGCGCCUGUCUGCGCCGGUCGCCGCUGUGGCGCCACUUUGUAGUGGCCCAGCUGCGCACCAACAUGCGCGCGCGCCUGGCCGGCGGCGAGGACGGCGCGGAGCUGGAGGCGUUCGCCGACUGGCUGCUCCAGCUGGGCGACGGCCGUCUACCCGGGCCGGAGGACGGCUUUGUCCAGCUGCCUCCUGCGCUGACCAUGGACGCCGACGUCACCGCCGUCAUCGACUGGGUGUUCGACGGGCUCGCCGACCACCACGACGACCACCAGUGGAUGGCGUCGCGUGCCGUGCUGGCGCCGCGCAACACCCGAGUGGACGCAAUCAACGCGGCCGUCACGGCGCUCUUUCCCGGCGAGGAGGUGCACCUCCUGAGCGCCGACAGCCUGGAGGAGGAGGCGGAGGACGAGCUGCCGGUACCGGUGGAGUACCUCAACACCAUCGGUGCUCCCGGCCUGCCGGCGCACGACCUGGCCCUCAAGCCAGGAAUGCCGCUGGUGCUGUUGCGGAACCUGGCCGCCACCGACGGCCUCUGCAAUGGGACGCGCCUCAUCGCCGGACGCAUCCUCAGCCCCCGUCUGCUGGAGGCCACCAUCGCCUGCGGGAAGCACGCCGGCCGGCGGGUGCUGAUCCCUCGGCUGCCGCUGCAGCCACCGGACGGCGUGUUUCCGUUUCGCUGGACGCGCUGCCAGUUUCCAGUGCGCCCGGCCUUCGCCCUGACGAUCAACAAGGCGCAGGGCCAGACGCUGGGACGGGUGGCCGUCUUUUUAGACGAGCCCGUUUUUAGCCACGGACAGCUUUACGUGGCGGCCUCGCGCGUCGGCCGAGCCGCCGACCUGCGCUUCGCCCUGCCGGCCGGCAGCCAGGGCGCCACCCGUAACGUGGUGUACGGUGAGGUGCUCGAUGACUAG